Parasteatoda tepidariorum (common house spider) is the source of this 3306-nucleotide messenger RNA. Lineage: Eukaryota; Metazoa; Arthropoda; Arachnida; Araneae; Theridiidae. The record is from RefSeq and is a predicted model, not a curated record.
AUGGGACGUAAGAGUCUCCUUAACAUAGACUCACGUGGGAUGAGAUCAGAAAUUCACAGAACACUUGGACUGCCAAAACAAAUCUUGAAAAUUCAAGAAGAAAAAAUCGAAACUGUAAUAGCUGUAGAAGGUGGCAAAGUUGGUUUAACAUGUGAUAUUACUCCACCAUCUACCGAAGAUGAUGUAGCGUUAGUACUUUGGUACAAAGACGAAAGUACAACCCCUCUGUACAGUUUGGACUCUCGAAGAAGAGGGUUAUAUCAGGCUAAACACGCUCCCGGACAAGAGAUCAUGGGACGUGCAUUUCUAGAUAUGUCAACAAACCCAACCAUUCUGAAGCUUGAGCAACUAAAAGCUGAAGAUGAGGGCGAAUACAGAUGUAGAGUAGAUUUUAAAAUAGCCAGAUCCAGAAAUUCACUUGUUAUAUUAGAAAUUAUAAUUCCCCCUAAAAAGCCAAUUAUAAAAGACCAAAGUGAGGAUGUUCUGCAAAGGGUGUCUGGUCCCCAUAAUCUCGGCUCCAGAUUAAUACUCAUUUGUGAGGUAGAAGGUGGUAAGCCACCCCCAACAGUGACAUGGUGGAAAGAUUCUAUUCUAUUGGACGAUAGUUAUCAAGUUCACUCGCAUAUAGUUCGGAAUGAGCUGGUAGUUGAUUCCUUGGAUCGAAACGAUCUCCACAGUUCUUUCUCUUGUCAAGCCUCCAAUAAUAAUAUAUCCGCUCCUGUCGUAACAUCUGUCACAUUAGACAUGAAUCUGCCACCUUUAGAAGUUCAAAUUGAAGAUAAAAAACGAGCUCUAUCAGCACAAAAACCAGUAGAGUUGGUAUGUAGGGCAGGUGGUUCACGUCCCCCAGCAAAUAUCACUUGGACGAUAGGACGUCAACCAUUAAAAGGAACAAAAGAAAAAAUUUCUUCAGAAGGUAAUAUCACAACAGGACGAUUAAUAUUUAUACCAACAAUCGAAGACAGAGGAAAAAACAUAUCCUGCAAAGCCGAAAACAUGCUCAUACCUGGUAGUGGAAUAACAGACGAAUGGCAAGUGGAUGUCCACUAUGUGCCUCAAUUGACUCUGAAAUUGGGCAGCAAACUUCGGCAUUCGCACAUUCAAGAAGGGAAAGAUGUGUAUUUGGAAUGUGCAAUAAUCGCCAAUCCUUCUGUAUCAGAAAUCGGAUGGAGAUUUGAAGAUCGCGAGUUGCAUACAAAUAAAUCUGCCGGAAUCAUCGUCAGUAAUCAGUCUCUAGUACUUCAGAGUGUGAAGCGCAGCAAUAGAGGGAAAUACACUUGUACAGCGGAUAAUUCUGAAGGGAAAGGAGAAAGUGCUCCUUUAUAUCUAAAAGUUCAAUACACUCCCGUUUGUAAAUCAGACCAGAAGCUAUUAUAUGGUGUUGCCAGGCAUGAACCCGUAAAAGUUACUUGUGAAAUAGAAGCGGAUCCAUCAAAAGCUAAUUUUACUUGGAAAUUUAAUAACUCUGUUGAAAGUAUGGAUAUAUUGACUUUUAUCACGGAAGAUAGUGUCAGUAUAGCAACAUACAUACCUAGAACAGAAUAUGAUUAUGGCACGCUCUUGUGUUGGGGAAAGAACAGUGUAGGAACGCAAAAAGACCCUUGUGUUUUUACGGUAAUACCAGCAGGUCCACCAGAUCCAGUGCAAAACUGUAGCGUUAGUAAUCAUACAGAAGAAUCAUUAAUGAUAAGAUGCCAAGAAGCAUAUGAUGGUGGUCUUCAGCAGAGUUUCACCUUGGAAACGUAUGACGCUGAACACAUAACGAUGCUUAAUAACAUGUCAAAUCCAGCACCAGUGUUCACUGUUUAUGACUUGACACCAGGAACUAGUUUUGUGAUUGUUAUUUAUGCCUAUAAUGCCAAGGGAAGAAGUGAACCUAAAAUUGUGAGAACGAGUACAUUGGCAACACCUGAAAGUCUCACUCAAAGAGGUCCUCCGGAUCCAGUGCAAAACUGUAGCGUUAGUAAUCAUACAGAAGAAUCAUUAAUGAUAAGAUGCCAAGAAGCAUAUGAUGGGGGUCUUCAGCAGAGUUUCACCUUGGAAACGUAUGACGCUGAACACAUAACGAUGCUCAAUAACAUGUCAAAUCCAGCACCAGUGUUCACCGUUUAUGACUUGACACCAGGAACUAGUUUUGUGAUUGUUAUUUAUGCCUAUAAUGCCAAGGGAAGAAGUGAACCUAAAAUUGUGAGAACGAGUACAUUGGCAACACCUGAAAGUCUCACUCAAAGAGAUGAUCCUUGGCAAACAACCUUUAGUCCAGUUCUUAUCAUCCUUAUUUGUGUCAUCAUAGUUUUCAUUUUAAUAGCAAUAACUAUUGUUUUGGUUGUCAAGUCUCGAAAUAGAUCUGAAAAUGAAAAAGAAAUAUUUAUUUAUUUCAUGCUAGACGUUCAGAAACAACCUGGGAAUGACAAGACAGGGACACCACUUCGACAAGAUUCUGAUGAUCGACGAGAAAUAUUAUCAACAGCCUUAGAAACUGAAGAUAAAUGUCCGGACGUUAUUCCCGGUGUAGAAAUGACAUCAGACUCUCUCAAAAUUGGAGAUAUACACAAACCAGACAGACAUGGAGACGGUUUACCAUGGGAAACGAGAUUGGUAAAUGAAACCAAUACAGCCUUCAGUAGUAUGGAUUAUGCUCCCGGUAGCUGGGGUGUUCAUCAGAGACCAUUACUUAAGCAGGUGCCUUCUCCUUCUGUUCCUCAGAUGCCAACAGGUCCUCUACAACCUUUAAGGGAGUACACUUCUCCAAAUCAGCAUCCACCAGUGCCCCUGCAUACACUCUCACCAGUUUCAACGCCUACAUCUGGAACGACAACACUUCGAGCUGAGUGGACGAUCCCUCGAGCGACGAACAAACCAAAAAACAGACAGACAGACAUAGUUGACAGUCAUGAAUGCAUCGAUCAGCGACUUUGGAUCCCAUCUCAUGUUGACAUAUACGGCAAUGGGCAGGCGGAUGGACUGGCCAAGGAGGGCUGUUAUCACGCUAAUCCUUCCUCUUCAACUCUUACCUUCCUAGAACAUCACUCCAUUGUUAAUUCUGAAAUUUCGAAGGGGUGGAAGAUUCCUCCCUGCCAUGACUGGCCGGCAGCCUCUCCAGAUCUGAAUCCCAUAGAACACAUAUGGGAUCUCAUUGGACGUGGCAUGAACAGAGGACCAAUGGCGCAAACCAUCGAUGAUCUGCGCACAGCAGUGGAUGUGGCUUGGCAAAGGUUACCUCAGGCAACCAUCAAUGGAUUCAUUGAUAGCAUGCCUCGCCGGAUUGAGGCCUGUAUAGCUGUCCGAGGUGGCCACAUUAGAUAG